GGAAAUGAAAAUAUUUACUCCUAUUCUAGCCCUAAUCUUGGUUAUUGGGUUAACACAAGCUGGACUUGUCGAUGAUUUGGUUCCUCAGAUGCCAGAUUGUCCAAAAUUCGAUUUCGAUCUCUACUCAGGAUACCUGGAUGUUACUGCAAACAAGAGCUUGCACUAUGUUCUUGUUGAGAGUCAAGGUGAUCCAGAAACCGACCCUCUUCUCAUGUGGUUCAAUGGUGGACCAGGAUGCUCUUCAAUGCUUGGAUUUAUGCAAGAGCAUGGGCCAUGCAUUAUUGAUGAUGGAGAAGACUUUGUCAAAGAAAAUCCUUUCCCUUGGAACGAGAGGGCAAAUGUAUUAUACCUUGAAGCUCCAGCAGGAGUUGGAUACUCCUUUGCUAGAAAUAAAGAAGACAAAGUUUCAAACGAUCUUCAAUCUUCUCACGAAAAUUUGGAAGCUUUGAAGGAAUUCUAUAAGAAGUUCCCUGAAUAUCAGGACCGUGAUUUGUUCAUCUCAGGAGAGAGCUAUGCUGGAAUUUAUGUUCCAAAUCUUGCUUACAGGAUUCAUCAGCACAACACAAUGUCCAAGAUCAACGGAAGAACUCCAAUCAAUUUGAAAGGAAUUCUUGUAGGAAAUGGAGCAACAAAAUGGGAGUAUGAUACUACCCCAUCUUACCUUGAAAUGGCAUACAAUCACCAAUUAAUGGACACAGAACUUCACAACACUUUUGUCGAAAAUGGAUGUGAAUGGUACUUUAGAGAUGUUCUCCCAGCUAAGACUUCUGAAGUCUGCGAGAAAGCUAAAAGAACCUUCGAUGAAAAUACUUCCAGAAUCAACUGGUACGAUAUCUACAGGAAGGUAUACGACGAUGGAAGCCUAAACAAAGAAAGAAUUGGCAAGACUAUUAUUGAUGGUGAAGAGAGAUACUAUAAGAGAGGCUAUAAGAUGACAGACUACACUCCAUGGCUUGAAGAUAUUUAUGGAGAUUCUGCCCCGAUUCUAGGAGAUUAUGUAUCAGAUUAUCUCAACAGAGAAGAUGUCAGAGAGGCCUUCCACAUCAAGAAAGACAUCCAUUCUUAUGAAGCCUGUGCAGGAGGGGACUUUACCUACCAUCUCCAGAAGGAAGGAUCUCAUUGGAUCUACCACAUCCUUAAAUCUAAUGGAAUCAAAAUUCUCAAAUUUUCAGGUGACACAGAUGGUGCCGUUCCAACUUAUGGAUCUCAACUUUGGAUAAGAGAUCUUGGAUGGGACACUGUUAAGGACUGGCAUGCCUGGAUUGUCGACGAUCAAGUAGCCGGAUACCAAAAAGUCUAUGACGGUAUGACAUUUGCUACAGUUCAUGGUGUUGGACACAUGGCUCCACAAUGGAAGAGAAAAGAAGUUACACAGUUGAUCACUGAUUUCAUCCACGCUGAGUAA
Molecule: messenger RNA, 1405 nt
Organism: Moneuplotes crassus
Lineage: Eukaryota; Ciliophora; Spirotrichea; Euplotida; Euplotidae
Source: the annotation of a GenBank genome assembly